Molecule: messenger RNA, 6323 nt
Organism: Pogoniulus pusillus (Red-fronted tinkerbird)
Lineage: Eukaryota; Metazoa; Chordata; Aves; Piciformes; Lybiidae
Gene: CCDC187
Product: coiled-coil domain containing 187
Exons: 15
Coding region: 258-4916 (1552 amino acids)
Biological process (GO): microtubule anchoring
Cellular component (GO): centrosome
Molecular function (GO): microtubule binding
Source: RefSeq, a predicted model, not a curated record
CUUUGCUCUCUGGAGAUCCCAUUCUAGUACUGGUGCACCAGCUCCAGCAGAAACAGCAGCUCACAGUGUUGAGGGAGAAAGCAAAGAGAGAGCUUCAGGAAAGCAAGAGGUUUCUGAGUGACCUGCUUCAGCACACUGCAGAGGAGUGCAGUGGCUCCAAAGACAUUUGUCCUUCAGUGCCAAGAGCAGACUGUGGAGAGCAAACACGCAGAGGACACCAAUCAGAAGGUGACAACAGAGCUGGCAGUAAUCAAGAGAUGAAUUCAGUGGAGCUACCUGCACAGAGGAUAGGAAGAGAUCAGAGUUCGGCGCACUCCAAAACGGUGGGAGAAAGAAAAGCCCUGGGAGGAAGGGGUCCACACUGCUCAGUGCUUCAGGAAGGCUCUUUGCCAGCAGAGCAGACCUCGAAUCUGUUGUCCCCUCUGAGUCUGCCCCACAGCGAGAGCUGUGCAGGGGACAGCUCUGGGGCGAGCAGUGAAGGGGCUGGCUCCGGCAGUCAGUGGAGCGCAGUCGGCCGGCACUAUGGAGGCUCCAGCACCUUCUGCCACUUUAGCCUGGCCAUGGCGGAGCAGUGCCUGAGGGCGGAAGAGCUGCGAGCUCGACACCAGGCUGCCCUCCUCAGGCUCCGCAAGAAAGCUCUCCGGGAGAAAGCCAAGGCUGAGCUGGCCUGGCUGGGCCACCAGAAAUGCUGUCUGGAAAACCUGCAAGACAGUAAGGGAGCCUCUGUCAUGGCUGCAAAGCAGCGCAAAAUCCUACUGGAGCUGAAACAGGAGCAGGCAGAAAUCCAGCACCUGCAAAACAUCUACAGGGCAGCCCAUCAGGAAAGAAAGCUUUUAUUAAAGCAGCAAAAAGAAAUCUUAAUGAUGAGACAUUCAACAGCUCAACUCCAGGAAAAGCUGCAUAAUUUGAGUGGGAAGCAGGAGGUUAAGUCACAGUCACUAAAUGUCUCGCUUACAAGGAGCCCAGCAACUGAAGAACCAACAGAGCUGAAGACAACAAGGCUUAAUUCUAGCUCAAAGUUCCACUCCUCUUCAGCAGACUCUACAGCCCACUCAGAAAGGCCUGAUCCAUCAGGGAAUAAACAGAGUUGUCUCCAGCUAAAGAAUAAACAAAGCAGGAAACAUGAGGGAUUUACUACUGAGAACAAGAAGCUACUGGCACAAUUUCAGACACAGGCAGAGAAGUCCUCAGGUUUGCAGCAGUCCCUUGAUGCGCAAGGUCCUGAUGCAUCUGAAAUGGUGGGCAAGAAAUCCUGUGAUGCUACUGCUCAAACCACAGGCUCAGUCUCUGUGCUUAAAGAUUGCAGAACCACAGUUAAAGAAGUGGAAGUGCCUGUCCCUCAUGAGAUCCAUCAGGUGCAUGGCAGUCAGCACCUGAAGCAUUUGGACCAUAUUUCUCAUGCAGCUUCUGAUGAACUGAAUUUAAAAGCAUUUCCCCAAGGAUUAGCUUCCACUGAAUCAUUGUGUGAAUCAGACAACUUCUCUUUGAGAUGUGAAAGUGCCAAAUCGGACUCUUCACUCCCAGAAUUUCAGAAAGUGUCUGCAGCUUGGAUUGACAUCUCAGAGAGCUCUACUUUAGACUCUGAAUUAGAGCUGAGAAAUGGAGAGGACACAGAUGUCAGUAUCCCAGAUGACUUUGUCUAUGACAAUGGUGCUGUGAUUCCUCACAUUUCAAAAGAGACUCUAAUUGAAAUAAGUAAUGGGAAGGAAAUGUCACCCAGUGACAAGCACCAUGAAUGUGAAGUGCCCAAAGAUGACAGCAUUGAGACUUUAUCACACUCCCAGAAAUGCCCUGGAGAUGUUUCAGAUCAUGGCUGCGCUGAUGAUUUGCUUCCCUUCAUUCCAUCAGACACAGCAAGUGCCUCCAAAGUGAAGCUAUCAGACUCCUUCCAAUCUGAUAAUCCUGCCAAGGAAGUGGAUGAGCCACAUCUGGAUGCCUCAGAAACCUACAGUGGAAACAAAACCUCUUCUCAGGAGAUCACAAAACAGGGUGAAGAUGUAGUUGCCAGCUCUUCGGGGAGUGCUGAUAUUUGCUCACCUAAGAUCUGUGAAGAGAAGCAUCUCAGUUCUACAACUAUCAGAGUGCAAGAGGAUGGUGGAAUUGACAAUUUUUCUGAGUAUCCACCAACAGGUUCUUUGACACAUCUAGAUCUGGGAACUGGCCCACUUAAGGACACUGACUCUUUGCCACCUGACAAAGAUACUGUAGAUAGCAAAGUAUUAGCAUGUCUACCUUCAAGAAAUAUACCAAUUUCAGAAGGCAAAAAUAAUCAUGCACAGCUUUUGAAUGAUAGACUCUCACCUAGUAAACUCUCUGCAUCCACACCAGGGAAUAUUGAGGAAGUCCAUACAGAAACCAAUUCAUCUGACUUCUUGCAAAGAGUGGCCACAGGAGAUCAGAGUAACUCAGCAACUGAGAGAGAAGCCAUAGAGGAAGCAAGGAGGGGACUGUUUUCUUCUGUCUCCUCAAAAGCCCAAUUGUUUCAAGUUUCAAGGAACUGCUCUUCCAAAGGUGAAGAUGAUUGCAUUAGAGAUGAGGGUCUCCCUCCAGCUGGUAGCUUGUCAGAAAUCCUGUCUCCUGUUGAUGAAGUGUUGUCCUAUGGAAGUGCUGACUUACCAUCCUCCAGCAAAAAGGAUUUGUCAUUCCCAAGUGAAGACCUUCCUCCUCCCCCUUUAGGUGCAGAGGUAAUGAAAAAUGAUGGUUCUACCUUCAGUACAGAUGAUUUCCCACCUCCACCAGAACAAAUGGCAGUCUCAGAGUCUAGGCAGAGUCUGGAUGAAGAUACAUCACUGAACAUGGAUGUGUUAUUACCUGAUAACACUAUGCCAGAGGAAUUUCCCCUGCUUAGUGGAGAGACAACAGAUGCUUUUUCAGCUCAAGAUGGUAGUCCCUUAGAACAAUCUUUAGUUCAAGGUAUUCCCAGUGCAAAGGAGCCCUUAUUAGAGCACCAACAAGGAGAACAUGAGACCUCUUCACAGCAUUUGGAGUUUCUAGCUGUGUCAGAUGCUGUUUCUUCUGGUCAGGCCAGUGCAAGUCCUGAUUUCAUCAUGAAACAAUGCAAAACAUGCUUAACACUGCCCAAAGCUGAGGAGGACAGUGAUGAUCCAUUACUAUCAUUUGAAAUUGGAGACAGAGUGUUAGUAAAGCAGACCCAGCCUGGAACCCUCAUGUUCAAAGGACGGACUUGGUUUGAUAGUGGCCAUUGGGCUGGUGUUGCACUUGACAAAGCUGAAGGUGCUCAUACUGGAACUUACAAAGGGGUGAAGUAUUUUGAGUGUGCUCAAAACUGUGGUGUCUUUGUCAGACCCAGUGAGAUUUCACACCUGAUAAGGGCUAACAAAAUGGGUUCCAAAUCCACUGGAGAUGAAGAUUCUGAUUCCUACGAUGAUGAAUCCUUCAAAGGAGAUUGCAAAUACUCUGACGAGCAGGAAGGAGGGCUUACAGAGAAGAAAGCAGAAGACACCUGCAGUGCAAGAGGAUCAGAAGUGAAAGAAAACCAGUCCAGGUUACACACUGCCUUGCCAUCUGGAAAAGGGCAGAAGCUUCCACAUUCUGACCAGUGCAAAUGCAACAAAUUUCCUUGUCAAAAUAACUUCACGUGCUUGGGAUCAGACAUGUUAAAACCAGAACUGACACAACUAAACCAAAGGAUCCUUGCAAAUGUGUUCCCAAUGAGAAGGAAGACUGGGAAACAUAACGAGGGGACCACAAGAAAAAAUCUUUGUUGCCUGAUAGAGGACCAGAAAAGAAACAAACUUGCUGAUGACAUUGCAAGUGAACUCUGUAAAAAACUUCUGCUUGACACGUUAAUUGCCUUUUCUGCAACAGCUCCACACAAAUUUAAAAGUGCCUUUGAAAAAGAUGUGAUGGAUUAUGGCAAAGGCCUAAGACAAGAAGACAAUCAGAGGCUGUUUCUCCUCAAAGAAAAUUCAGUUGCAGCCUUAUCUGAACAAUCAGCCAAGGUUUCUGAUGUGCUGCUGUGUGAUUUCGAUACGCCUGGCGUUCGUGGCUGUCACACAGCAGCAGAGAGAAUUGUAACUAAAUUCGUAGAUGAUGCAGUUAAAGAAUAUAAGAAGAUUAAAAGAAAACAUGGAUCAAAAGCAGACAAAAUAUUUCAUUCAUCUCCAGAGAUUUCUCCAGCCACGUUGCCACUCCUCAUCAAAAUCCUUGAUGCUGGUGUUUUUGGAAGCUCUGAAGACUUUGAUCAGCCUAAAUCUGACCAACAUGUACCUGUGAGACACACACAAAAGCAAUCCCUUUACAGAUUAGAUCAGUGGCACUCAGCUCCUUGGAAGAAAACUGUGGAAGUUCCUCUUGUGAUCCCACAUCACAGUUCAUAUGUUAAGAAACUGUCUGCACAUGCUGUAGAAAAAUUAUGGACCCCAGAAAACAUCUGCUCACGGUUCAGGAGAAUCAGUGUGCCAAAGCACUUUGAAUGUAAUGAUCCCUCAGGGAAUGAUUUGGAAGCAGAAAGCAAGAGGAUGUAUAAUCAGGUUAUAUUUGAUCUGACCUGUGAGUUGCUAUCUGCAGAGUAUCAAGUGACUGAAGGUACAACCACACUUCCAUGGAUGAAGGAAAAUUUGGAGUCUUACUGUUCCAGGCAUCUCUGCAGAACAGAUGUCAGUGAUGUCAAGGCAUUUGUUCAGGGUGAAAUUGUUAAACUAAUGAAUCUGGAAAAGAAUGACUUAGAAAUGAAAAGAAAAUUCCUUAAUGUGACCAAAUAUGGCAACUGUAAGAGGGAUAGAGUGGACCUUAUUCUGAUCCAAGAGCUCUGCAGAGAAGAAUCUCAGUGGACUUGCUAUGAUGAUGAUGAAUUUGCUGUGAAGAUGAGAAUGACUGAAGACAUAUUUGACAGCUUGAUCCAUGAUACAAUUAGAGUUCUCAACAAGAUUUACCUGAGAAAAGCCUCUGAUUAGAAGCUUGUUCCACAAGGCUCUGAUGGAGGAAUUUUCUUCUGAUUUUUUUAGGCAAGAAAUGCAUGAUUCAAACAUUUUUAUUGUGGCUUUGUACCCAAUACCAGCAUGGCCUCAGAUAAUUUGCAUCUUCAAGUUUACACUUGAAAGGAUGCAAGAGGAAAUGGAAAAAUAUUAGUUAAAAAAAAAGUUCUUCUUGUAGUUUUCUGCUUUGGAAAUGCUUUUAGGGUCAAUGCUCUUGGGCUGAUGUCACACAGAAUCUGAGGGGUGUACAUUUUAUUCUUAGCUGUGUUUUUUUUUGCUCAACAUAGCACAUUACUCACAUGCAUUUGAAGAGCAUAACGUGGUUUAAAAUAGUACACAGGUCUACACAAACAGGAUUCAAACCCAUUCUGUGUGUAAAUGAUUCUUUGUCAGCAUGUUCAGGCUGUGAGUGAUGACGAGUACAUCUGUUUUGAACAGUGUUAAGCCAGUUCUAGGUGACUGCUUUAAGAGCAUAAAUAGAUGGAAUUAAAUCUCCCAGAAAGCAAAUUGCUGUGGAUCUCUGCAGUCUGGAAUAAACUCCUCUACUUGGAACAAAACAUUUAGGGAUGGAUGCAGCAGAGUUAAAGGUGAUUUUGCACUGGAAGUAUUUGAUUUUUAAUAUGCUGUGGGACUGGUAGCCUGGAGCUGGCUUCAGAGAUGUGGCAUGUGGAAUGAUGUUGCCCUGUCAGGAUCCUGGAGCUAGUCAUUCCCUUUUAAUGUCUACAGCUCUAUGUCAAUGAGAGAAAUAGUGAUGUCAUGCCAUUUAAAUGGGAUAUUUUUUCUAUCAGAACUCACAUCUCUGAAAACUGAAUAUGUGCAUGUGAUUAGGUUAUUUAUCAUGCAGUUCUCAGGAGCUCUUUGAAUUCUUACAGCAUCCAAACACAGGGUGCUGAGGAUGUAUUUUUAAUUGGCAAAAUGGAGGAAAUCAAUAAGCUUCUUUUUGCACUGGCAAAAUGGGGGAAGAAAAAAAUCAACCUUACAAGAAGAACAUGUAAGCAUAACUUUUCUCUGUGUAUAUUGCUGUGGUCUCCCCUCUUUUACAAUGAGAUGAUCAACAAUAAAUAUUUUUUGAAUUGGUCAGGGGUUUUAACAUUAAACACCAUGCAAAUAUUUCUUACUGAAGCUCAAGCUGCUCAUCAUUCAAUAACUGAAUGUAAGUAGAUCUGACUGAGGCAAAUCACAUCCAUUCAGUCUGCCUUUGAAAUAAAAGCAAAACAAUUAAAUAUAAACUUCAUCUAUACUUGCAUUUAAAUGAAAAAAAAAAGACAAUCUGCUUUUGGUGGGUAACAAAAUACAUUUUCAGUUUCUAUUUUUAAAUACUGAUGGCUUAAAUCUUUUCAAUAGUGAAAUGUUUGUUUUCUGAAUAAAUAAAACAAACUCUGUGUA